Molecule: messenger RNA, 2399 nt
Organism: Sclerotinia trifoliorum
Lineage: Eukaryota; Fungi; Ascomycota; Leotiomycetes; Helotiales; Sclerotiniaceae
Source: the annotation of a GenBank genome assembly
AGUGGAGAACAAAUUGCUAACUGUAUAUAUUGCUGCCGUACUCUAAUUUUCUUUUUAUAUAUUCUUUGCCUUCUCAAUAUUAAUAGCUGAAACUUGCAAAAUCAUAGCUUAAAAGAACAAAACCUUAAUCAUCCAGCAUUUAUUUUCCGUCUUUCACCAUGGCUGUUUCUAUGAAAGAACAGGCUCACUACUCCCCGCCGUGGGCUGGAGUUAGUAUCAUAGGCAUAGCUGGAAGUUCUGGAUCAGGAAAAUCUACUUUGUCACAUGCCAUUAUUUCUCAGAUGAAUCUGCCAUGGGUUUGCAUUCUCAGCAUGGUAAUUCAUCUUUUCUACUUGCGUCUAUACUAUCUAGUUGGCCUAUUAAUGAAUAUGAAAUAGGAUUCGUUUUACAAAUCUUUAGACGAGGAAGGGUCAAGAAAAGCAUUUUUGAAUGAAUACGACUUUGAUUCUCCGGAUGCGAUAGACUUCGAUGUGCUGGUCGACAUCUUGAGAGACCUCAAAGCAGGGUAAGUCUUUUCGGACACUUACUUAUAAAUGAAAAGAAGGUUCAAAGUUCGAUGUAUUUUAUCCAGCGGCUCCCUUUUCAUGUUAUUGACAUUUGUUUUUUUUAGCAAAAGAGCAGAAAUUCCUAUUUAUUCCUUCGCAAAGCACGCCCGAGAGAAGGAGACCACGUCAAUUUAUUCACCGCACGUACUUAUAUUGGAGGGCAUAUUCGCAUUAUAUGACCCUCGAGUCCUCGAGUUAUUAGAUAUGAAGGCAGGUACUCUUUUACUCGCGUUUACGAAGAAAUCUAAUUUCGGGUACUAACUUUUUCCAGGUAUUCUGUCAAGCAGAUGGAGAUACUUGUUUGUCUAGGAGAAGUAUGGUUCUUUCUCCAUGUUCCUCUAUACCGGCGGCCAUUUUCAAAUGGCACAUGACACAAACGCUGUUUGAUUAACGAUGAGUUCACUAAUUCAAAAUUUUAAUAGUUCUUAGAGAUGUCGCAGAACGAGGUAGAGAUAUUGAAGGAGUUAUCAAGCAAUGGUUUGGUUUCGUGAAGCCAAAUUUUCAACGAUACGUAGAGCCUCAAGGAGAAAUCGCGGGUAAGACUUCUCACCUAAUUUACCACAAGAUGAGCUUUACCUCUGUGUGGUUCCAUGAUGUUUUACCACAGGCCUAAUCCUUUGAACAGAUAUCAUUGUACCACGAGGUGUAGAAAAUCGAGUUGCAAUUAGUAAGCUCCAACUUCUAUGCACGCAACCUUAUACUUUAUUAAUCUUCUGAUAGAUAUGGUGGUACAAUACAUCCAGCGGACAUUAAAAGAAAAAUCAAUAGCACACAUUAUGGCUUUAAAGAAACUGGGUUUGGGUGUCGAGGAUGAGCCUCUAUCCGAGUCAGUUCUUCUCUUGGAGCAGACACCCCAGUUCAAGGGAAUGAAUACCAUCAUUCAAGAUAUAGGCACUCCAGCUGAAGAAUUCGUUUUCUAUUUCGACCGAAUUGCUACUUUACUCGUUGAACAGUAGGUCGUCAUGUGCUUGAAUCUCUUGGGAUUGAUUCUAGUGUGUUAUUUCUAACAAACUAUAGUGCUAUGAACAAUAUAUUCUUCACAGAGAAAACCGUUGAGACUCCAAUGGGUAACAAGUACCAAGGCUUAAUCGCUACUGGCGAAGUUAGUGCUGUUGUUGUCCUUCGUGCGGGAGGAGCUUUGGAAACCGGCUUGAAGCGGGUCAUUCCGGACUGCAAAACUGGAAGACUGUUGAUUCAAUCCAAUAUUCGAACCGGUGAACCAGAAUUACAUUUUUUGAGUUUGCCGGACAAUAUUGACAAACACGACAGUGUUCUCUUACUUGAUCCACAACUGUCAAGUGGGGGAGCCUCACUUAUGUCAGUCCAAAUUCUUGUGGACCAUGGAGUACCUCAGGAGAAGAUUGUGUUUGUGACUUACACUUCAGGAAAAAUGGGAUUGAAUCGACUUACGAAGGUUUUCCCAAAGGUUAGGGUUGUGGUAUGCACAAUCAUUCAGGACUUUGAGGAAAGGUGGAUCGAAAAGAGGUACUUUGGAUGUUGAUCGUGACGAUAUGGUUGUUAGUAGCAAGUAAUGGUUGAAAGAUCAACCACCCAUCCGCUCCAAGUAGGUAGCAGACAAUCCAUCCGUAGUACUUUCUCAAGGGUGGGAAGUGAAUUUUCAAUAUUGAAUACUAAACGGUACACUAGAUUAAGUAAUUGUACUACUAUAAUUUCAAAUAAUCUUUUCGAUAUCAACAAACUUCGGUGCUUGAACAAGUUUAUUUUCAUAUGGACUCCUCAUUUUAGGGACUAAUAUACGAUCACUCACCAUUCGAAAUCCGAAAGUCCCACAAUAAACUCAAGGAUGUAAAAUAAGAAUCUACACAACCUAAUUACUAAUGAAUGAAGAAUUUC